Messenger RNA from Pelmatolapia mariae (spotted tilapia), 1668 nucleotides. Its product is annotated as general transcription factor II-I repeat domain-containing protein 2B-like. The coding region runs from base 1 to 1575 and encodes 524 amino acids. The record is from RefSeq and is a predicted model, not a curated record. Gene Ontology annotation, molecular function: protein dimerization activity. NCBI's taxonomy places the organism in Eukaryota, Metazoa, Chordata, Actinopteri, Cichliformes, Cichlidae. The transcript has a single exon.
AUGGGACAGACAAAAAAAAAAAAACUGCAAACCCAACAAGGACUUUUCACCAAACUUCACACCACCAGAGAAGCAGCCGUUCGAACAAGUUAUGUAAUAUCUCACAAAAUCGCCAGGAAAAGUAAGGCCUUUUCUGAUGGAGAGUUUAUUAAGGAGUGCUUAUUGGACUCAGUUGCACUGAUAUGCCCAGAGAAAAAGGACGCGUUUGAGAACAUCUCACUCUCCCGACGUACUGUGACGAGGCGGGUUGAGGACAUCGCUGAGAACUUGGAGCUUCAGCUGAAGAACAGAGCUGCAGACUUUGAAUGUUUUUCUCUGGCUUUGGAUGAGAGCUGCGAUGUGCGUGAUACCGCCCAGCUUCCCAUCUUCUUACGUGGAAUAACUGCAGACUUUCAAGUCACGGAGGAGCUGGCUGCCAUGCAGUCAAUGAAAGGAACAACAACCGGCAAUGACUUAUUCACAGAAGUAAAUGCAUGUUUGGACAAAUUAGGACUGAAAUGGGACAAUCUGGCAGGUGUAACAACAGAUGCUUGUCCAAAUCUGACUGGGAAAAAUGUAGGACUUUUAAAGAGAAUGCAGGAUAAAGUGACAGAAAUUAAUCCUGUGCAGAAAUUGACAUUUUUGCAUUGCAUUAUACAUCAGGAAGUGUUGUGUAAGACAGUGUUAAAGAUGGACCACGUUGUUGAUGUUGUAACUAAAACAGUUAACUUCAUCAGAGCAAGAGCAUUAAAUCACAGACAAUUUAUUGCUCUUUUGGAGGAAAAUGAGAUGGAACAUGGUGACAUCAGCUACCACUGCUCUGUCAGGUGGCUCAGCCUAAGCAAGGUACUGAAAAGUGUCUGGGAUCUGAGAGAACAGAUUCAGGAUUUCUGUGUGAAGAAAGGACAUGACAUCCCAGAGCUUUCAGAUGAAGAUUGGGUGGCAGACCCCGGAUUUGCUGUGGAUGUGACUGCACUAAUGAACCAACUAAAUGUCAAACUGCAGUGCAGGGGACUUUUUGUGCAUGAGAUGUACAGUGCAGUAAAGGCUUUCAUGAGGAAGUUGCAGCUUAUCUCAAGCCAAGUGAAGGACAACUUUCUGACCCACUUGCCAACACUAAAGGAGGCUAUUCACCUCCAUAAGUACUCAGCCAUGUUAGAAGUACUGCAUGCAGAAUUUUCAAGGCGAUUUCAAGAUUUCAAAGCUCUUGAAAAUGAAAUGGACAUGGUUUCUUCUCCCUUCACCUGCAGUGUGGAUAAUGCUUCAAGUGAUGUUCAGAUGGAACUCAUUGACCUGCAGUCUGACACACUUCUGGCAGGGCACUUCAGGUCAGUCUCACUGCUGGACUUUUAUUCCUCCCUCAAAGAAGAGAACUUUCCACACCUGAGGAAUCAUGCUCAGAGGAUUCUAGUCUUCUUUGGAUCGACCUAUGUAUGUGAACAGACAUUCUCGGUGAUGAAGUUCAACAAAUCCAAACACAGAUCCUCUGUCACUGAUGACCACCUCUCAGCUGUUCUUCGCAUAGCCACCUCAGACAUUCAGCCAGAUUUCAAUGCCCUUGUUCAAACCCAAAACAGGCUGGAUUAUUCUCACUGAAAAGGAGGUAAACAUGACACAAGUCAUUGUAUUGUUGCAUUUCUAUAAACUUCUUGUUUGUUGAGUUAAACAUGUUAAAAUAAAAUAACAUUG